Messenger RNA from Paramecium sonneborni, 840 nucleotides. The record is from the annotation of a GenBank genome assembly. Lineage: Eukaryota; Ciliophora; Oligohymenophorea; Peniculida; Parameciidae.
CGUAAUUAUAAUAAACUAUUUCAUAUUAAAGAUGGAAACAAGAAAUAAUCAAAAAACCCAAAGCAUAGAGCAUGAAGUUAUUAAUUGUAGUAUUUAAUGAUUUCUAAUUAAUAGCACCUUUGGAUAGUUAGAAGAGUGAAGAUUCUUGUCAAAGAAACUUAAAAGUAGUAACCAUACCAAAAAUAUCAGCUAUUUUAAUUGAAAAUAACGACCAUCCACAUCAAAUACCUAAUGGUAAACCAAUAUCUUCUUAUACUAAAUGUAAAUAAGAAUUGAGAGCGUAAAUAAUAUCAUAAUGAUAGAUUGAAGAUCUUUUACAGUUUUGCUAGUAUGUUAAUCUUUGGAUUCAUAUUAGGAAGAACAAUACCAUAAAUUAUUUAUGAUGGCUGUUUAAUAUCAUCCAUUUUUUGGAUUUGUAGGUAUUUGUUUAAUUCUAUUGUAGUUUUGCUUCUUAUAUUUUAAAUUUGAUUUUAUAUUGUCUCUUCAUAAAUAAAAGGCCGAUUUUAAAUUUAACUAUUUGGAUCUUUGGCAAUUGCCUAACAUUUCUCUUAGAUUUGGUAGCAACCAUAUUAGCAUUGAUUUCUCCUUUAUACUUAAAGAAUUGUGAGAAAUCACAAUUUUAAAGUUAAGAAGAAGAUGAUUGCGAAAUUAAGAAAUAAAUUAAAGACAUCUUGUAUUUAAAUAUUUAAUUUCAGCUCUAUUAUAUAUAUUACAUUCAUGUUGAUUAUUGCAAUUAUUCAUGGUUGCUUAUGUUACAAAGGAUAUCAAAUUAGAAAAUUGUACAAAUUUUAACAACAAUUAUCCAAUAAUGUUCCUUCCUCAAAAUAGAUUUAAUAUUGA